Molecule: messenger RNA, 1149 nt
Organism: Momordica charantia (bitter melon)
Lineage: Eukaryota; Viridiplantae; Streptophyta; Magnoliopsida; Cucurbitales; Cucurbitaceae
Product: Tryptophan RNA-binding attenuator protein-like protein
Source: RefSeq, a predicted model, not a curated record
UGGCCUGAUUGUGAUUGGGGAUACACCAUACAAUCCAAGAGCUCUGUUUCAAAUUCUCUGUGAAUUUUCGUUUCGUGAUUGCCACUCGGGCGCGUCAAUGGUGGCGUAGAUUUUUGUAGAGUUCAGCAAUUUGUUUUCAAUUCGAUUUCUGGUAAUUUAGAACCGACUGUUUCUCAGAUAUGGCUGCUCCGUUCUUCUCGACGCCGUUUCAACCUUAUGUUUACCAGAGCCCACAAGAUGCAAUGAUACCUUUUCAAAUUUUGGGUGGUGAAGCCCAAGUAGUACAGAUAAUGCUGAAGCCGCAGGAGAAGGUUAUUGCAAGGCCCGGCUCUAUGUGCUUCAUGUCUGGGUCUAUUGAGAUGGAAAAUGUUUAUCUCCCUGAAAAUGAAGUGGGUGUUUGGCAUUGGCUAUUUGGCAAGAGUGUCAGUAGCAUUGUACUUCGUAAUUCUGGUACAAGUGAUGGAUACGUUGGGAUUGCUGCACCUUCUCUUGCUAGGAUUCUUCCGAUUGAUAUGGCAAUGUUUGGUGGACAGCUUCUAUGCCAGCCAGAUGCAUUCCUUUGCUCUGUUAAUGAUGUGAAGGUUAACAACACAGUUGAUCCCAGAGUACGCAAUGUGAUAACAGGUGUGGAGGGGUUUCUUAGACAGAAGUUAUCAGGCCAAGGACUUGCCUUUAUUCUUGGGGGUGGAUCGGUUGUACAGAAAAAUCUGGAGGUGGGUGAAGUACUAUCCGUGGAUAUCUCCUGCAUCGUGGCUUUGACCACCACUAUUGAUGUCCAAAUCAAAUACAAUGGUCCUGUUAGAAGAGCAGUAUUUGGAGGUGACAAUUUAGUGACAGCCACAUUAACAGGACCAGGCAUGGUCUUCAUCCAGAGUUUGCCGUUUCAACGACUUUCUCAGCGUAUUGCAAGGGCCGUUACAUCCCCAAACAUGAGGGAAAACCCAAAGUUUUUCGUUCAACUUGCACUUUUCUUUUUUCUGGCUUAUGUUGUGAUUGUAUCUUCAAUAAUCUUGACAGAUGUAUGAUUUUUAGAUCUUAGAUCUCCCAGGGAGAUUAGCUAGGCCGAAAUUGGGAUAACUAAUAUAAACUUUUAGUUCUGAUUUGGAUAACUUUUUCUUUAUUGUUAAAUAUUGGAUUUUAUUUUAUUUA